UGAUGCGCCUGCUCCGGCCGACAACUCCAAAAGCGAGGGCGUCGCGGGCGGGCUGGCCAAUCCCGCUGCCAGCCAGCCAUCCAGAGCCGCGCUGUUGGCGCCCGUCGGCUGCAGCUCCAGUAGCCCUAUGCACAGCACCUCAGCUCGCUGGCGGCGUUGGUGCUUCAGAUUGCCCAGCGCGGACGCCUUGGCGGUGUCAUUGUUGUCGGCGGGCCCUGGAGCGUCGCUCCAGUCCCUGUCUUUGCCGCAGUCCCUCGAAUCACCUUGCGAAUAAAGCCCCCGUCCACCCCUAGCUCUCGCUCACGCCCGAAGCUAUGGACGUCACCCUCGACGGCGUCUUCUCGCGUGUCGAGACGGCCUUCACCACCCUCGUCGACUCCAUUGCCGCAUACAACCCAUCCCUGCAGGCCGCCGGUGACCUCAUUGCUGCCGACGAUGAGCUGGCCCGCGGCAUAGAUAAGCUCGCACAGCACCGAGAGAACAGCGCCCGCAUCCAUGUCCUGCGCGCCGAGCGGGAGGCUCUUGAGGAGCAGUUCAGGUCGUCCGUUGCUGCCCUUGCGGAGCUCCGACGGGACCUUUUUGCGACGCCCGUGACCAAGUUCCCUGACGACCUGCGCCCGGUGCCCUUUGACGAGCUGCUGCAAUAUGCAAAGAACAUUGCCCAGUCCACCGUCCCUCCGACGUACCGCGAAGCCCUGCCAGAGAAGCAAUCCGAAGACAGGUCCAAACCCACAGAAGACGGCGCAUCGAGCGCAGUGCCCUCCAAUGCGGUAGGAACGCCAGCACAGCAACCCGCGCAGGAAGCACCCCAACACACCGCUGAAGUUCAGGCCAGGGAAGGCGAGGAGCAGGCCAUCACAGAGGAGGAGGCGGAGUGGCUGAAGAAGCUCAAGGCGAGCGGCUUUGCCUGGUACCCCUGGCCUGACGAGGACAAGAUUCGGCGCGGCAACCUGAUGCAGAUCCAGCAUGUGCUGGACCGUGGCAGGGACCCCACGAGCGAAGACCUCACGAAGCUGGGCGAGGAUGAGAAGGACCGCAUAGCGGCAGAGGCGGCACAGGCCCAGGUAAAUCAAGAAGCACAAGCUGCACAAGCGCAGGCGCAGGCGAAGGCGCAGGUGCAAGCCCAGGCUCAAGUCGCUGCUCAAACUGCAGGAGUAGAAGAGAGGCAACCACAUGCGCUUCCACCGAAGCCAGCCGAGAAGCCGCAACAGUUUGCGGGCUUCGACGACCUCGAUUCAGAUGACAAUAGCGAGUAAGGCUCUCAAACUCUCGCCUUUUGUCUACUUGCGAAGAAGAGAUCUGAUGAUCUCUAUGGAAAUUGCCGAAUACAUCGUGCUCAAUGUCUUUCAAUCUCCCUGAUGUUCAGUUCAGUCAGCGGAAGAGGGGUGCUGAGAUAUGGCCAGAGAAGUCGCUGUUUCACCAGCUAGGACAUACGAGCAGGACAAAAAAUAUUGAAGUUAGGUCUACGAGUGGUGCCACCAUCUUAGCCAUUUCGGCAUCCUGUCAGCGGAGGUCAUCAGUACUAUCAAUUCAAGGACAUCUUGAAGAUAAUAUGAAGCUCUAUCUUCCAUGUGCAUA
Paraphaeosphaeria sporulosa is the source of this 1578-nucleotide messenger RNA. RefSeq lists its product as uncharacterized. Bases 315 to 1256 code for a protein of 313 amino acids. Lineage: Eukaryota; Fungi; Ascomycota; Dothideomycetes; Pleosporales; Didymosphaeriaceae. Gene Ontology annotation, biological process: regulation of transcription by RNA polymerase II. Gene Ontology annotation, cellular component: mediator complex. Gene Ontology annotation, molecular function: transcription coregulator activity. The record is from RefSeq and is a predicted model, not a curated record. The transcript has 2 exons.